Molecule: messenger RNA, 1624 nt
Organism: Drosophila simulans
Lineage: Eukaryota; Metazoa; Arthropoda; Insecta; Diptera; Drosophilidae
Exons: 5
Coding region: 562-1455 (297 amino acids)
Biological process (GO): regulation of transcription by RNA polymerase II
Cellular component (GO): transcription regulator complex; nucleus
Molecular function (GO): DNA binding
Source: RefSeq, a predicted model, not a curated record
UGGCAUGUCAAUAAGUUGCGCUCUCUGAGAGGGUUGUAUGCUUCUCGAAUGGUAACCCACGCUGCUUUGCCAAGAGAGCGACUACGCCUCUGGCUUUCAGUUUGUUGUGGCCCCUUUAUUUAUUUAUUUUGCCGGUGGUUUAUAUUCUCCUCCCGUUAAGAUUCAAAUGUCCAGGUAAUCAAAUCGAAUCAAUCUAGUUCUCCUGUGCUUUAGAAUCAAGAACAAUUGCCAUUUGAAAUUGGAACAUUCAUUUGCAACUGCAUCACUUGUGGGCAACAACACGAAGUUCUAGCGUUUAUAAUUGCAAAACACUUGUGACAGCAGCAACUCCCGCGUGCACGGAAGCAAGAAGCGACUUGAACCCCAGUUUAAUAAGCGAAAACUCGUGAUAAAAGCACUGACAUAGAUUAAUUGCAGCAUUUUUAAAACCAAUUCAGUCAGAGCAGAGAAGCAAAGUGGCGGCAAACAGCUGUGCCACGCGCAGGCGACACAUGUUUCGGUUUCGAGUUCGUGUCUUUCACUCUAUUAAUUAAAAUUUGCUUAUUUAGUUUCAUAUAUAAAAUGAAUACACGCCGUCGGUCCAUAGCUCCACCACAAAACGUUUACGCCAUUAAUGCCAGAAUAUGUAAUUUGGUGAAACUACAUCCUUGUCUAUACGAUCGUCACGAUGACAACUACUUGCGGAAAUCGACUGUGAAAAAUGCGUGGAAGGAAAUAUCUAAUGAGCUGCGAAUUACGGUUGAAAGCUGCAAGGAACGUUGGCACAACAUUCGCUCCAGCUAUGGCCGCUCUAUUAAGCAGCAUCACGGUGAGAAUACGUACUAUCUUAAAAGCGAGCUGACGUUCCUGCAAAGGCACAUUACUCCCGGAGUUCCCUUUCCGCUCAGAGGUCGUAGGUCAAGACCCAGGGCUCAGAUGGAGCACGACGAAGCAGAUGUCAAAACUUCCCUAGAGGCAAUCCUUGAGAUGGUGCACUCCCCGAGCUCUCUGGAUUCGGAGCAUGCGCAGAGCCGCCACAGCACCGACUCUGCAUCGGCGACGGAAGUUGAGACAUCACAAUGUAAUAAUGAUACAUCAUCAAUCAUGGAUUUCGAGGGCACGGUACCUGCAGAAAUGCGCACAGUGAGCGACAGCGGGAAGACAUCAACCCGCAGUAUUGAAGCAUGGCCAAUGGAUUUCGAUGACGCAUUCCUGCAUGGACUGCGUCCCGAAAUCAAGCACAUGAACUUCAGCCAGAAGCUGUACUUCAAGCGUCGUGUGUACGACCUGCUUGGCGAGAUAUUCCAUUCCGAGGAGUCAGCCUCACCAACACACCCGGCGCAGCCGCAUCCCAGGGAGAAUGUCAACGGAACGCUAUCCACAACCUCGUGUCCCUCCCCGGCGAAUCCACUGCAGCACUUGGGACUAACGUUGCAGCUGCCAAAGCGGGUGGCCAAUGCAAGCCAAGAUUUGUAGCUUGCGAACUGCUCAUAGCAAAGCUUUAAUCCACUGAUAUCGAAUUUAUGUACAGUACAUAGGACAAAUAACAUUUUAAAUUGUUUUUAGGAAUGUCCCCAUAAUGUAUAAACAGCCUAAUGUGAAGUUGACAUAAAAACUAAAUAAAUGAAUUUUUGUAAAUUCAAAA